AUGACUGCGACUCACCCCAUCGCCAAUGGCGCCCCCAAGCUCGAACAAGACCCCCAAGCCAUAAUCGACCAGGAAAUGCUCGAUGAAAUCAGUCGCCAUAACGAUGGGGUAGCCGAGGGCUUUUUCGAAAGGUUCUUCGGAAGAUCGCCUUUGGACAACUCAGGCAAAAAAGCCAUCGACCCCCUACGACGCCCUUUCAUCUCUCGCCUACCAGAAUCGGAGGAGGAGCUCGACCUUCCCGGCACCUCGUAUCACUUCCUCUUUUCAAGUACUACAGAGUAUACCUGGGCCAAGGUCCAAGUUAUCGGGCUUAAACUUGAUGAUGAGUAUUAUGACCACGACUCUGGCUUGGUGAAGCUCUACAAGUAUGCCCGAAAGGUCUUCAGAAGCCAGCCAGCCCGUCGCUUUCUGCACGGAAUAUACAUUCUCGGGCUAGUGGCGGAACUCUGGGUGUUUGACCGAGCUGGGAUAUAUCAUUCCCCCCCUUUGAGCCUGCGAGACCAUCCAGAGGGAGUUGCAGCCAUACUUUCAAGCUACUUACGCUUGGAUGAUCUUGACCUUGGCAUCAAUCCGAUCCUCCACUCCGACACGACAGGGACAUACAUCUUGGCCAAGGGCGAGAAUCAAUCCGAAGCGGGGCUUUCUCAGUUUUAUCUAGAAGGCGAACCUAUCUCAUCUCCUAAAGACAUUGUGAGCACCAGACCCACGUGUUACCGAGCGAGGUUAUCGACUUCGACAAGACCCGAAUUCGUCGUCAAGUUCAUUUGGAGAGUAGCAGCCUGGAUGCUAGGAGAUUGGGAAUCAGAAAACUGGGGAACAGGAGCUCGUCGUUCCGAGGAAUUAAUGCUGCGACUUGUCAAGAAGCGCAAAGUCAGCGGCGUGAUGCAAAUGUUUAGCCACCAAAAGGUCGACGACAGGUGGGGUCUUCGCGGGGGAGGAAUGAAGGUUCCAGCAUCGAAAGGGUUACUCGACGACAAUACAUUCACAGUCCGGGACUCAAAUUUGGAAUGUAUGGUCGUUUAUCCGCUCGGUCGUCCCAUUGCCCGUUUUCGAACGGUCGAAGAGUUCCUUCGAGGUUUCCGUGAUGCCAUCGCUGGGUAUCAGUCGUUGCACCUGGAUGGCAAGAUUCUUCAUCGAGAUAUAUCACCGGGUAACAUCAUGCUUGCUGAGGACAAGAAGGAAGGGGAACCAUGGGGAUUUCUUAUCGACCUCGAUCUGAGCAUGGAACUUGCCGUGGGUCCAGCUCGACCAAAUGAGAUCAUCGGAACCAAGGCAUUCAUGGCCAUCGAUGUGCUCAGGCGUGUACCACGCACAUACCGCCAGGAUCUAGAAUCCUUCCUCUACGUGUUUCUGUGGAUUGCUAUCUGCGGCGGUGAUCGGAAGUUGCCCGCUGAUAGUCGGCUUCAACGCUGGCUGGUCGGAGACUGGAGUGAAUUGGCCCAAAAGAAGACGGAGGAUAUGGAGGAUGGGAAUUUUCCUGGUAUAGUGGCCGAGUUUACGCCCCAGUUUCGGGCUCUAGAGGGCCUGGCUUAUAGGUUGCGAGACAUUGUGUUCUCCCCGGGACCAAAAUCUGGGGACAAGGAGGCCGAGGAGAUGUAUUCUGCCUUGAUCUCUGCAGUUGAUGAUUCUUUGAUUUUUCAGGUUGAAUCAUAA
This is a messenger RNA of Fusarium falciforme, 1653 nucleotides long. RefSeq names its product Non-specific serine/threonine protein kinase. The transcript has a single exon. Lineage: Eukaryota; Fungi; Ascomycota; Sordariomycetes; Hypocreales; Nectriaceae. Gene Ontology annotation, biological process: protein phosphorylation. The record is from RefSeq and is a predicted model, not a curated record. Bases 1 to 1653 code for a protein of 550 amino acids. Gene Ontology annotation, molecular function: protein kinase activity; ATP binding.